UUCUUCUCCCCUCCGCUCGCCCGCUCCGUUCGACGUCGCCGGCGAGCCGCCGCCGCCGCCGGAGAGAAAUAAGAGGGGCCGCGACCGGUCAGGGCGGGGCGCAUGGAGGCGAGGAGGGUUGUUGUGGUGGUGGGCGGCGGCGCCGGGGCGGGCCGGCUCAACCCGGACGCGAGGGAGUUCGUGCCGUGGUGGCGCCGCCGCCACGACGCCGGGACCUCGAAGCUCUCCGCCGACGCGCCGGAGUUCGUGUACGAAGGCUGGUUCUGCUGGCGAUCAGGCGGCGAUGAUCUCACCGCCGCCGCCGCCGCCGCCGCCGAGGACGGCGACGGCGCGGCGCCGGAUCGUCAUCAGCUCGUCGUCUCGGAGCGCCUCCUCAACCCGGACGCGCCGGAGUUCACGUUCACCCCGAUCCGCCGGAGAACACCCCCCUCCGCCGCCGCCGCCGGGAAUGGCAUCAUCUCCUCCUCCAUCCGCUCCUGGAGUAGGAGGGAUGGUAGAAACUCGCGACAAGGAAAGGCUCCGUUUUCUUCCCGGGUUCGAAGGGCCCAGAAGGAAGAGUUUGUGAGAAGAACAAUUUUUGUAACCGAUAUUGACCAUACUGUUACUGAGGACAUGCUGGCUGAACUGUUUGGGAGCUAUUGCAGCGCCGUGGUGGCGGAUUGUCGCAUCUGUGGAGACCCCACAUCUGGGCUUAGGUUUGCAUUCAUUGAAUUUCAAGAUGAGGAUGAUGCAUAUGCUGCAUUGGACCUUGAUGGCUAUGUUCUGGGCAUUUGCCCUCUUAGGGUUGCACCAUCCAAGACUGCAAUCAUGCCUGUGAACCCUUCUUUUCUCCCUCAGUCUGACGCUGAGAGGGAGAUGUGCUCAAGAACAAUCUAUUGCACGAACAUCGACAAGAGUGUCACUAAAUCAGAUUUGAAGUACUUCUGCGAGGAGUAUUUUGGUCAGGUUUCCCGCAUAAGGCUUCUAGGUGAUGAUCAACACGCCACUCGCAUAGCUUUUAUUGAGUUUGCUGAGGUUAAUGGUGCUAUUAACGCCCUGAACUCCAGUGGCAUAUUUGCAAGUGGCCAGCCUAUCAGGAUGUGCCCUUCAAAGACGCCGAUCAGGACUGAUCAUCUCCCUCGCCGUCCAAUCGUCUGAGACAUCGCAAUGCCGGCCAGAAUCCAGAGAUAUGAUCUGCUCAUCUGUUGAUCCUGCCAUGCAGUAGACAUAUGGCAGCUUCAGCUAGUGUGUAGUUUUUUUUUUUCCUAUUGAGUUUCUUCCUCAAAGAACCUUCAUUCUGUGACCUGCCUGCAGACAGCAGAGAGCUGAAUCUGAUAGACUAAAUUCUUACUUGUCCAUGGUCAUGUAUGUCAGGUUUGCUUGGUUGUAGUGUACCUGAGACUUUAGCCAUUGUCCAGACUCCAGAGAGUCGUGUUUCUGCAUCAGUUUGCUUACUGGUCUCUUAAAUUCAUAGCUUGGCAUCCAGUGGUUUCACCAGAACAGAUUGUUCCCGAAAAUUAUAGUGAAAUUUAUAGCUGAAUUUUGAAAGU
This is a messenger RNA of Oryza brachyantha (malo sina), 1529 nucleotides long. Its product is annotated as polyadenylate-binding protein-interacting protein 8-like. Gene Ontology annotation, molecular function: RNA binding. The transcript has 10 exons. The record is from RefSeq and is a predicted model, not a curated record. Lineage: Eukaryota; Viridiplantae; Streptophyta; Magnoliopsida; Poales; Poaceae. Bases 103 to 1137 code for a protein of 344 amino acids.